Molecule: messenger RNA, 1630 nt
Organism: Zingiber officinale
Lineage: Eukaryota; Viridiplantae; Streptophyta; Magnoliopsida; Zingiberales; Zingiberaceae
Exons: 1
Coding region: 435-1400 (321 amino acids)
Source: RefSeq, a predicted model, not a curated record
CAAGACGGACGGCGGAUUCGGAAAGGGACGUCACAGUGCGACCAAUAAGAGGAGACAUAUCCGUACGACGAAUGUGGGCCGUCGAUUACGGUGGUCAAAGAUUAUCGAAUAAAAAUCAAAGAGGUUCCUUAUUUUCAUCGAAUGAAUAAUACAAUCCUAAUAUAUAUAAAAAAGUUUGACAAGUUGAAAUAAGGAAACAUGCGAGGGGUAAAAUGGAAUUUCCCGAAUUUUAGUUUCCGAGUAAAUCAUAGUAAAAAUCUAGAUAAAUCUUGGAUAUUCCAUUGGCUAAUAUAGUAAUUUUCCACACCCCUUUUGUCGGAUCCGUCCGAUUGUACCGAAUCCGCUAUCCGCUUCGCCGCCUCCUUUCUUCCCCAAUCUCCUCCUUCCCCACGCAAACCCUAACGACGCUCUCCCUCCUCCAUCCGGCCGCGGCCAUGACGACGGCGGCGACGACAACGAGGUCGAACUCCGAUAAGCGCUGCGACGGAGACGGAUGCGAUGCCGCGCACCCCUGGCCCCUCCACCACAUUCGCUACCGCGGCGGCGUCCGCCGCUUCUGCACGUCCUGCGUCCUGAAGUCCCACGCCGGCUCCUUCUGCGUCAUUUGCUUCGCCGUACUCGAUGCCGUCCCAGCACCGGCCAUCGCGCAUUGCUCCAAGUGCCCCUCCGCCUCCCACAUCUCCUGCCUCCCCCACCCCAAUCUGGCCUCCCGCUUCCUCUGCCAUUGCUGCCGCAAUCCCGACUCUUUCUCCUACUACCCUGCCGGAGAGGUCCCGAUCGAGUCUUUGGAGGCGGAGACGAGGACGAUCGACACCGAAUCUGCAAAAGCACUUGUUGCCGCGUCAAAGCUCUCGGUAGCUUCGAUGAAGAGGGCUGCGGCGUGUGCCAGGGUGGAAGCCGAGAGGAAGGUGAAGGAUGCCAUAAUUGCCAGAACGAAGGCAAAGGACAUGCUCGAGCGGGCCGCCUUGAUAUCUCAUAAGGAAAGCGAGAAGGUCCACGGAGCGAAUGAUUCCAAUAACAAGCUUCGCACUCCCAUGGCGGCGGCAGUGAAUCCAGAGAAGAAGAUGAAAGCUCCCAACUCAAACAGUCCUUCAUCUAACGAAGGCAGCAAACCCAUGGCGGCUGAGCAGAGGCGAAUCCACAGCAGGGAACGCGAAAAGUGGAUGAGAAUGCACGAGCCGAUCUCGACGGAGCACGGGCUGCCCCAGGGCACCACCGAUCGCAGAAAGUCUAAGGCCCCUUCUCUUGCCGGUGCGGAAGCCACUGUUGCAGCAGCUGACGCAAAUAAUCCAGUAAAAAUCGCACCUUUUUCUUCAAAGCAGAAACGCAUCGAACGAGAAGUGAAAAAGACUCGUCUUUUUGGCUCCAUGGAGGGCGACGCCGAUGCAAAGAACUAUUGAGAACUUAAAGAUGCAUCCCCAAACAGAAGGUAAUAAACAAAAGACAUUUUAAGGUUAGUUACUGGUUGAUCUCAGAUAUAAUGGAGUAGCCCUUUUUUUUGGUCUUGACCGCUAUGUGCCUCAAUAAUUGUGUGGUCAUUGUCAAUUCAAGAAGAGAUUCAUAGGGUUAAACCUUUCACCAUGUCCAUAACAAUCCUUUGCAAUUGAGUAGAGCCUCAUUUGGAUCUUAA